Molecule: messenger RNA, 1595 nt
Organism: Nymphalis io (European peacock)
Lineage: Eukaryota; Metazoa; Arthropoda; Insecta; Lepidoptera; Nymphalidae
Product: WD repeat-containing protein 13-like
Exons: 11
Coding region: 108-1406 (432 amino acids)
Cellular component (GO): nucleus
Molecular function (GO): protein binding; promoter-specific chromatin binding
Source: RefSeq, a predicted model, not a curated record
UACUAAAAAUAUACUUUGAUAAUUUGGUUGUUCUUCUCAAUUAAAAGCUAAAAAGCAUAACAACUAUAACAUGCUCUUAAAAUAAAAAUCAUUUAUAGUACAUAAACAUGGCUGCGGCAUUUCAGCAGCAGAUUUUUGCCCUGGAUGCGCGCUUUAAUGCUUACAGAGCUCCUGGGAAUCCAAACUUUAAAACUUUAUAUAUACGCCGUAGAAGUCAGCUUCUUAGAGAAAAUUCAAAAUUUAAGGAUAUAGAAACAAUCAAGAAGUACAUAAAUAUUAGAAGUCAGCUGUUGCAGCGAAGGUAUGGGGUUCAGGAUAAUAUAUCUAUCAGUUCAUCCUCAUCUCGACAAAGAUCAAAUAGUAGAGCUAGCCUACCAGUGGACGAAAGUAUUACAAUUAAUGCCAAGAAAAAGAAUGACAUGACUAUCUCUGAAAAUUAUGCAUUCUCUGGAGUACAUCACAUAUUUGAUCAGCACACAGACCAAGUUAGCAUGGUGAAGUUCGCGAACAACGAUCGGACCAAGCUGUGCUGUGUGUCGCACGACGGGACGGUGUCCGUGUGUGACGUCACCGCCACGCCCCCGCGCGUCUCCUUCGUGUUGCGAGGGCACACCAAACCCGUCACGGGCUGCGACUGGUCCGCGUCGAACGAGGUGCUGGUGACGUGCGCGCUGGACGGGCUGCUGCUGGUGUGGGACGCGUGCGGCGCGCGACGCCUGCGCGCCGUGCCCGACCAGCUCGCGGCGCCGCUGCUGUGCUGCGCCUUCCAGCCCGCCAACAACAACAUGCUCAUCGCGGGUAACGCAAGGGGAAUGGUGGAGGUCCUCAACGUGUCAACGGGAAUAUAUCCUAGAGGAGGCAGCAGUAUCUUAGGCGGUCGAGUGACGGCGAUCGCGUGCGAGUCAAGUGGAAGAAUGUUUUGGGCAGCGAAUGAUAAGGGCGUGAUCGUGAGCUACCGCAUGUCGGGCGCGGGCGGCGCGCUCAGCAAGCUGCGGCGCUGCUGCGUGGGCGGCGCCGUGAGCAGCCUGGCGUGGAGCCCGUGGCUCGCGCGCCACCCCGCGCUGCUCGUCAGCGCCGCCGACGACUCGCUCUACUUGUUCCGAGUCGCGGACCGCGAAGGGCUGCUGUCGCUGAAGAAGCGCUUCUCGACGCAGCACCGGUCGUUCGCGGUGCGGUCGUCGUUCUGUCCGCUGAUGUCGUUCCGGCGCGGCGUGUGCGUGGUCAGCGGGGGGGAGGACGCCUGCGUGUACUUUCUCGACAUAGAGGGGGAGGCGCGGCACCACUCCGUCGUCAACAAGCUGCAAGGGCACGCGUCGCCGGUGCUCGGCGUCAGCUUCAGCUACGACGAGAGUCUUCUGGCCACCAGCGACGCCGCGGGGCUCGUCAUCAUCUGGCGCCGCAGCUGAGCCCCGACCGGCCGCCUGAUACGGGAUUACUGAUGAUGCAUUCCAUUUUAAUAAUACUCUUAUAUUCAACUGUUCUAUUGAGUCUCGACCGAUGCUUUAUUAAAAUAUAGUAAUAAUAUAAUAAAGAAUAUUUUGAUUUCAUUUCGAUAUUUGUAGAAAUAAGUGAAGGAUAAAAAUAAAAGUCUUAUG